AACAAAAAGCCGUAACAUCAGCUCUGGACGGCAACUUCUUUUGGAUUAAGCAUGCUUGCACUGCAGCAAGAUCCCGUGAAGCAGAAGCUUGUUCAGCAACAACUUGUUCUCUUACUCCAUGCACACAAAUGUUCACUACGUGACAAGGAAAAUAAUGAGUUUGCUGCCAGGAAUCAACCACUUCCUCAUACUACCUGUAGAUUACCCCAUUGCCCAACUAUGAAGGAAGUAUUGAUUCACAUGACAAACUGCAAUGUUGGUCGUUUAUGUCAUUUCGCUCAUUGUGCAUCGUCUCGUCAAAUAAUAGCUCACUGGAAAAACUGCUCGAGGGAAGAUUGUCCUGUCUGCACACCACUCAAAAGGGCACGCGAUGUCCCGUUAAUAUUUUCAUUGCCCCAUCUGGCCAAUCUGAUAGGCACCAAAGGAAAUUCUUAUGGAAGUGCAGAUGGUGAAGUAGUUCAUCAAAUCGGGGUGUCGACAAUGUCAGCGGGACGUAUAACAAAUGGAAAUAUUUCAAACUUACCACCGCCAAAUGUGCCGGUUCGUACAAAGGAAUGGCAUCGUCAAGUUACAAAUGAUCUCAGGAAUCAUAUUGUCGGAAAAUUGGUCAAAGCGAUAUGCCCGGCACCAGAGAUGAUGAAUGAUAUUCGGUUAAAAGAUUUGAAUGCCUAUGCCAGAAAAGUCGAAAAAGAGGUGUUUGAAACUGCAAUAGACCGAAAAAAUUACUACCAUUUGUUGGCUGAGAAAAUUUACGAGAUUCAAAAAGAGCUUCAAGAGAAAAAGAAUUCAAGACUUAAUCAAGGAGCUGCCCAAUCUCCGUUGGAUGAGUUUGCUCGAAUGCGUAUUGAUGAAGGUGGACAUCAGUUAAGAACCAACCAAGAAACUGAGACAAAUAGGCAAAAUCAAAGCCAACAACCAUUAAUGGAUAUCAAUGUUCAGUUGAAUGCUGCAAAGACAGAGGAAGAACUCGAAUUGGUAUUUGCCGAACUUAUGAAGAAUCCACAGUUGUUCCAUGCUUGAUUCUCUAUGCGGGAAAAUCAAAGAUGUGCUGCAUCAACAACAUAAAUUUUUCGUAGCUAUAUUAAUUAAUAUGCUGAUUAUUUCAAAUUGACUUUUCAGAAUUCGGUUGGUGUUUGUUAUAUAUAUAAUUAAAUGUACCUUUCGAAAAUUGUAAAAGUGAAAAAUGUGAAAUGCAUAUACAUUGAAUACAUUGAAUAAAUACAUUGAAUUG
Messenger RNA from Caenorhabditis elegans, 1231 nucleotides. It is a transcript of the gene cbp-2, whose product is annotated as histone acetyltransferase. The record is from RefSeq and is marked reviewed. Bases 52 to 1020 code for a protein of 322 amino acids. The transcript is spliced from 6 exons. Gene Ontology annotation, cellular component: nucleus. Lineage: Eukaryota; Metazoa; Nematoda; Chromadorea; Rhabditida; Rhabditidae. Gene Ontology annotation, biological process: regulation of DNA-templated transcription; chromatin remodeling; DNA-templated transcription. Gene Ontology annotation, molecular function: protein-lysine-acetyltransferase activity; transcription coregulator activity; histone acetyltransferase activity.